Molecule: messenger RNA, 4237 nt
Organism: Cydia pomonella (codling moth)
Lineage: Eukaryota; Metazoa; Arthropoda; Insecta; Lepidoptera; Tortricidae
Product: solute carrier family 12 member 8
Biological process (GO): cell volume homeostasis; chloride transmembrane transport; chloride ion homeostasis
Cellular component (GO): membrane
Molecular function (GO): potassium:chloride symporter activity
Source: RefSeq, a predicted model, not a curated record
UGUUUAUGCAAAGUAGCGCGAGAUCACGCGAGAUAAACAAAUAAUAUUUAGUAUUUCGAAUGAAUUGUGUAUUUCAAGAUGGAACCAAAUAGUCGUGGAAGGAGGAACGAGUUAGAUAUAGACAGUUUUCGUAGUGAUGACGCAGGCUUUGAUAGGGCUCGUAUGAGAAGACAAUCCGGCGGUUUCGUGGAUCUGGGUAAUGAAUCACAAUAUGGAACAGGCGGACACCAAGCCUCUGGGGCUAAUGAAAUCUUUGCAGAUAUUCAGGGAGAUGUGCCAUGGUGGAAAUCCAACUUCUUUAUAUCACAACCAGUCCUCUUUGGCACCUGGGAUGGGGUGUUCACAUCCUGCCUUAUCAAUAUAUUUGGAGUCAUUGUAUUCCUGCGGUCCGGGUGGAUAGUGGCUCAAGCAGGCUUAGUUAAUGCUAUACUAAUAGUGUUUUUCACAGUGUUUGUGGCCCUGAUCUCAGUGUUGUCAGCGGUUGGUAUUUGUGAAAGGUGCCGGAUAGAAAGCGGAGGAGUGUAUUUCUUACUUGCUCACACAUUAGGCUCCAGGAUGGGAGGCUCACUGGGUAUUGUCUACUGUUUUGGCCAGGCUGUAGGUUGUGCAUUAAAUGUGUUUGGUUUUGGAGAAUCAAUGGCCAAGUUGUUUGGGACUGAAGAGACAUGGGCAGCGCGAGGAUUCGCGAUUGCUGCAGUGCUGCUGUUGGGUACAAUAAAUAUCGCCGGAGUCAAAUGGGUGAUAAAGUUACAGUUUGUUUUACUACUGAUCAUUCUAAUGGCUGCUUUGGACUUCUUUGUUGGUUCAUUUACAACACACACUGAUGUACCUGGAUUUAAUGGAUGGCUUAAUAGUACAAUAUCCUACAAUAUGUGGUCAGAAUACAAGGAGUACACCUGGUUCAAAUGCUUUGGAGUAUUUUUCCCCACUAUUACCGGCAUUCUGGCUGGCAUCAAUAUGAGCGGGGACUUGAAUCCUUCUAUGAAUAUUCCUAACGGUUCAUUAGCAGCUAUUGGCACAGGAACUUUCCUAUAUUUGAUGUUCGUCAUCACCCUAGCCGCGACCGUAAGCAGGGAUGUGUUGCUGACGAACUUCUCUAUCGCAACAGACAUAUCGGCCAUUACGGUCCUGCUCCUAGCGGGCUUGUAUGUCAGCUCUAUGAGCUCGUGCUUGGGAGCCAUGUACGGAACCCCCAGAGUCCUUCAAAGCAUUGCAAAUGAAAAAGUUAUACCGGGACUUGAGACUCUCGGACAUGGCAGAGGUCCAAAUAAGGUUCCCAUAUACUCAAUGGUCGUAGUAGCCAUAGUAACCAUAACCUUCAUCAUAAUAGGCGACAUAAACAAGCUUGCACCCAUCGUGACCAUGCCGUUCCUUAUCACUUACGCUAGCAUUGAUUACUCUUACUUUGCCCUUGCUCAAACGUUUGAUUUGCAACAUAGGCGUGAGAUGAGAUUCCAGGGGCAUUCGCAGAGAGAUACGCAAGUGUAUGGCGCUACUGGCAGUGACUUGGAUCUAUUGUUCCCUGAAAGAAUAAGGCAUAAAAAUGUUGGUGAUUUCACGCCGUCCCCAACCGAGCCGGCGAUGGCGAACGGGCGAGCGGGCGGCGACGCCGACGGCCAGCACGGCGACGCGCGCCGCCCCGACGUCGGCGUGCACUCCAAGAACAAGAACUGGUACUCGCACCUGUGCAACCGGUGGCUGUCGCUCGUUGGGGUAGCAAUAAAGCUUCUCCUAAUGUUCCUGGUGCACUGGGCGUACGCGCUGGGAUGCCUCAGCAUCCUGUGGCUGCUGUGGCUGUACAUCGGCGCCGCCAACCCCGCCGUCAAGCCCGGCCGCGCCUCGGAGUUCCGCUUCUUCCACUGGCUGAAGAUCGCGUUCUUACAAGCUAUAGGAAAACGGCCGCUGGAGUACGAGCAGCUGGUCGUGACGCCCGUGCACUCCGACAUCCGCGUGGAGCAGGAGCGGCUCAACGACGACAACGAGGACUUCGCGUCGCGCCGCCGCUACCACCAGUCCACCAACGUGCAGAGCCACCUCGUCAGCGUCACGUAGCCCACACCGGCACACUUACCCCCUUAUAGUUCGUGUCAUCCACGAUGACGCGCAGAUUUGUCAACUCUAUACUUUAAUAAUAUGACAAUACGAGUCAAGACACGCAUCUUCGUGUAUGACACUAUCUAUUUUCGUAAUAUUUAGCAACCUCUUACAAACCUGUCUUAAAUUUCGUAUACGUGAGUGCAAACUCGGGCGUGCCGUAUAGAUCAGAAUAAAAUGCAAAAGUUUACUGAUAAAUUCGAUCAGAAUCCUUAAAAAUACAGACGUAGGUUAAGCCUGGGGAAAGGGAAAAAUCCCGACUUACACUCAACGGGAAUAACCUCCCGGGCGUUUUUCUUGGUGGACAGUGCAAAAGUUAACGACUUAGAUCUUCUUCCUCGCGUUGUCCCGGCAUUUUGCCACGGCUCAUGGGAACCUGGGGUCCGCUUGACAACUAAUCCCAAGAUUUGGCGUAGGCACUAGUUUUUACGAAAGCGACUGCCAUCUGACCUUCCAACCCAGAGGGUAAACUAGGCCUUGUUGGGAUUAGUCCGGUUUCCUCACGAUGUUUUCCUUCACCGAAAAGCGACUGGUAAAUAUCAAAUGAUAUUUCGUACAUAAGUUCUGAAAAACUCAUUGGUACGAGCCGGGGUUUGAACCCGCAACCUCCGGAUUGCAAGUCGCACGCUCUUACCGCUAGGCCACCAGCGCUUUUUAGUUAACGACUUAGAUAGGUACAUUUUACUAAGGCUUCGAUAAUACCGCUUUUAAGAAGAAAAUGUGAACUUGCGUACAUAAAGGUCUCGCAAGAACAUUUGGCGCAUAAACUUAACUCAUACUAAAAAAGUGUUUGACCCGCAAAUCUCAUACAAAAAUGAACCUCUUCCUUAAAAAGGACAGUGUUCUAGAAUUUACAAGCACCCAUAAGGUACGAUACCUGUUUUCUACGAUCGGUGCGUGACGAUCGCGCGCUAUAAAACUGCUAUAUUGCCCAGGGAACCCGCUCGGCCCGCGUGCUAGCUAAUUACAAUUUAAAACAAACUACUCGCUUAAUAGUUUGCAUUCAACUCUAUUGCGACAUUAGCGAUGUUAGUGUUAUAUUUUUUACGACCACGUGUAAAGUAAACCCUUUAAGUGCCAGGACUUGGUACAAUAUACACACCAAGUUUUACUUAAGGGUUUGAAUAUUAUUACAUUUGAUAACAAAGUAAACUUUAGGCCUGAUUUGAAAGCCAGAGAGUAAAAAUAUUCUGGCCAGGCUUUCGUGGCUUUUAAAAUCUGCCGCCUAUUUUGCAAUGAGUGUAUGACUAUAGUUCGUUUGUUUAGCAUUAGAAAAAAGGGAAACAAUCUUGACAUGUAUUUUUAUUGAAAAAUACUUUCUUAAAAUCAGUAACUAUUACUUAUGAAAGCAAAGGAAUGUAUAUUAUUUAUGAUUGUUACAUAUUUGCCGGGACUUAUUUUACUAAAGUGUUUUUAAAUAAAAAGACACGUCAAAAUCGCUUACCUGCUUUCUAAUGCUAAAAGAAUUGACUAUAUGCAGAAUUGCAGACUAUAGGUACAUGUUUUAAGGACAUUAACUAGGUCGUUAUUACAUGUGUCCUAAAAAUAAAAAAAAUUGUCCUUACGAGAUUUUGUAUGCAUCGAAACGAAUAUGAAAACGGUGCAUUUUAAACUGUACCCGUUUUCAUGUAUAAGGUAGUGGCAGCAAUAAGAUUGUCUACGGCAUUCCUUGCUGGACUUAUGGGGGGUUAAAACAUGGGGCUUUAUGCAUAGCCCACUGUGCAAAACGCCAAUCUAAAUAAUACUUAUUUUUAAUAUUUUUACGUAACUAAGAGACUUAUUUAUUAACGUUUUUAUAAUGUAAAUAGAAUUACUUUUUAAGAACAGCUCGACCUAGAACUAUACAGUUCAUACGUUUUCUAAAUAAUUACCGAUUUUUUUAUCAAUACAAAGGUUGUGUUUUUAAUUGUAAAAUAAAACAAUUUACUCGCAUCAGUUUACACUGAUCUAACAAUAUAUACAUAUGUUAACACGAUAUAUUAGGUCCAGAAGCUGAUAUACCUCUGGGGCGUUUUCACAAAAAUAAAAUGUAGGUAGUUUUAGUGGCAACGCGUCCAUAGAUCAUGAUGGUUGCAUAAUUAUGUCUGGAUAACUACAAGAAAAUGUGUAUUCCUAUUUGUCCCCGCCGGGUACAGAUGGAAUA